CUUUGGAGUCGUAUAGUUAUUACAAAACAGCUCUAGUUCUCCCUAAUAAAACUUUUUUCAAAACAAAUAUAAAUAUCUUUAAUAUACAGUAUUAGUGAAAAAAAAAAAAAAAAAGCCAUUUUCAUCACCAUCGUCUUCUCCAUUAUCUCUCUCUACCAAAUCUGGCAGAGCAAAAUAACCAAAAAAAAAAAACAAAAUCGAAGGAAGAAAUCUUAAAAGGUUUUUUGAAUGGAUAAGAGCUGUAACUCUUCCGGCGAUUCCUCCGCCGUAUCCGCCUCCACUACGAGUAGUACCGGUAACAACAGUACGAACAGAGAUCAUUACCUGAGACAACUCAAUAAGCUUUCUCAUAAGAUAUCAAAACCGACAACAAACUCAUCCUCCUCCGCACCCGCCGUGAAUCGUGAAAUUGAUCAUCAACCUCCUCCACCGCUUCCUCCUCCGCCGCCGAUUAAUCAAGGGAAUCUCCACCAGCACCAGCCUCCUGUUUACAAUAUCAACAAGAACGAUUUCAGAGAUGUUGUUCAGAAACUCACAGGCUCACCUGCACAUGAACGGAUCUCUGCUCCGCCGCAACAACCCAUUCAUCACCCUAAGCCUCACCAGAGUUCCCGUCUUCACAGGAUCCGUCCUCCUCCUCUUGCUCAAGUUAUCAAUCGUCCUCCUGGUUCGCUUAACGACGCUCUUAUCCCUCUUCACAUGAAUCAAAACUGGACCGGCGGUGGGUUUAACCUUCGACCGACGGCGCCGCUUUCUCCUCUCCCGCCUCUUCCUCCCGUUCACGCGGCGGCGGAAUCUCCUGUCUCUUCGUACAUGCGUUACCUUCAGAACUCCAUGUUCGCCAUCGAUUCCAAUCGGAAAGACUUCUCUGGGUUAUCUCCGUUAGCUCCUUUGGUCUCACCUCGUUGGUACCAACAACAACAGCAGGAAAACGCUCCGCCGUCUCAAAACAGUCUCCCGCCACCACGUGCUCCUCCUCCUUCCGCCGCUUCUGGAACAGUCUCACAGACGGCGCCGACAUCGAUUCCUGCGCCUCCACCGUUCGGGUGUUUGAAUUCGCCUAAAUCUCCAUACGGAUUACUCUCACCGAGCGUACUUCUAUCGCCGACGUCAGGUCAAUUAGGGUUCCCGGUGUCUCCGACGACGGUGCCGCUUCCUAGUCCUAAAUACAAAGGUCGCUGAUCAGAAAAACGUCGGAAACUCUCUUGUCGGUCAACUUGACAAACGUCGUCGUUUUGACCGUCACGACAAAAUUCCCUUUGUUCUUUUUGUACAUCAUUAGUGGAGUGGUGAAUCAUUUGUUAUUUCUUUUUAAAAAUUAACUCCAAAUUACUUUAAAUCUGUUUUUUUUUUUUUUUUUAACUUUCUUUUGUUCCAUGUUUGUUCAUGUUGGAAACAAAGAGUAGGAAAAAGAAAGGUAAUACACAUUUGCAACUCGAUAUUGAAAAUUCUCUUAUAAGUUUGCCA
Molecule: messenger RNA, 1467 nt
Organism: Camelina sativa (false flax)
Lineage: Eukaryota; Viridiplantae; Streptophyta; Magnoliopsida; Brassicales; Brassicaceae
Product: VQ motif-containing protein 9
Source: RefSeq, a predicted model, not a curated record